Aspergillus homomorphus CBS 101889 is the source of this 976-nucleotide messenger RNA. RefSeq names its product nucleotide diphosphatase. NCBI's taxonomy places the organism in Eukaryota, Fungi, Ascomycota, Eurotiomycetes, Eurotiales, Aspergillaceae. The record is from RefSeq and is a predicted model, not a curated record. The coding region runs from base 92 to 943 and encodes 283 amino acids. Gene Ontology annotation, molecular function: nucleoside triphosphate diphosphatase activity. The transcript has a single exon.
CUCUUUCUCUCAAUCUCACCUUACUCACCCCUAAGAACAGCCCUCCAACUCCCUAAAUCUCAAACCCAAAAGAAAGAAACCAAAAAAAAAAAUGUCAGACAGCAAACAAGCGCUCCUAAACGACGCCUCGAGCGACCCGUCCGACCCACCACCAGCCUACGACGACACAACGACGCCGCCCAACCCAACGGGCACGCAAAAACGCAACCCGUUACCGCGGCCACCGCCCCUCCACCUCCCAGUCCUCAACAACCUACGCACGCAGCGCGUAAUCCUCGCCUCCGCAUCCCCGCGGCGCCGCCAGAUCCUCUCGCAGCUGGGACUCCCCAACCUGGAGAUCAUCCCGUCGAACACACCGGAGGACUUCCCGAAGACGAUGGAGCCAUUCGAGUACGUGCUGGCGACGGCGACGGAGAAGGCACAGGCGGUGUACCGGCAGGAGAUACUGAACGAGGCGCGCGGCGAGCCGGCGCUGAUCCUGGCGGCGGACACAAUCAUCGUCGACACGGCGUCGGGCCGGAUCCUGGAGAAGCCGCGGUCGGAGGCCGACCACUUCGCGAUGCUGAAGGCGCUGCGCGACGCCGGCGACCAUAAGGUGUACACGGCCAUGUGCGCGAUGGCGCCGCUGGUGAGCGCGCGUGACCCCGGGUAUGCGCUGGAGACGGCGCUCGAGGAGACGAACGUCAAGUUCGAUCAGGGCGUUACGGAUGAGUUGCUCCUUGCGUACGUGCGUACGCGGGAAGGUGCGGAUAAGGCUGGUGGUUAUGGGUUGCAGGGGUUGGGGUCUAUUCUUGUUGAGCGGAUUGAGGGGAGUUGGGAUAAUGUUGUCGGGUUGCCGUUGCGCGCGGUCUUGCAGUUGAUGGAGAGGAUUAUGGCUAAGGCUGAUGAUGAUGAGCCGUUGUCGUCUGGUGGCGAGGAGGAUUUGUUGGAGGAUGAGGUUUAAGACCUUCAUUACAAGACGCUCAAAGAUUGGUUG